UCCGCACUACUUUAUAAAAUCUUGUCGACUCCGACAGGAAAAAUCUCCUUUCUUCUUCUUCUUUAUCCCAAAUCCGAUUGCUCUCUCUCUCUCACUCUCUCUAUCUCGUUAGCUCUUUCUGUGUCAAUCUCUCUCCCUCUCUCCUCCCUCCACAUCCAGACGCCUGGCUUUUGUCAGUUUUUUCUGUAAUGGAAAAUGGCAUUGGCAUUGCAGAGGAUGCCAAGCUAGAGGAGAGGAACGGUGAAAACCACGAUGGUCUGGAGCACAGUGUGAAGGAAAUUGUUCGUUCGAGUUUGGAUGGAUCAAACUGCUCUCUUGAUGAAGGAGUAAUCGAAGAGGAUGUUGCUGCCAAAACCCGGAUCAGUGGUGCAGGAGAUGAGUUAAAUACUGAUGUGGAAAAUUCUGAAUUAAUAGGGACUUUGGAAGGAAAUCCAGAUAAAUUUACAGUUAUGAGUGGUGUCAAUGUCAAUCCUGAGAUUUUAACGAGUGAGGAAAAUCAUGAUGAUGGGGAAACUGUUAUAGAGGAAGUUGUGACAGGUGAAAAGAAUGGAUCGAUUUUUUCUAAGAAUAAUGGUAAUGGCCAUGAUGUCGAGGAUGGUGAGUAUAAAGAAAUUGUUGAGUCCGCUGUCGUUACUGGUGAAACUGAGAAGUUGGAGAAGUCCAAUCAAGAGCUUGAUGAUGGUCAGUCAGAUAAUAAAAAAAGCUUUCUUGAAGCUUUGAUUUCUGGAGAUACGAAAUAUGCUGAUGCGGACAAUACAGAAAAAUUGAUUCCCGAGGACCCAGGAACUUCAGAAUCCACUGAGGUAAUCAGAGCUGAGAAUUCUGAAGUUGAGAAUUCUCCUGCCACGAUAACGGAAAUUCCAGAUGACGGUAAAUUAGGAGAUGGUGCCUCUUUCUGCAAUCAUGAAAAUGGUACCUCAGGCCAUGAGGAUUUGGUAGACAGUUUGGAUCAUGAAAGGGUAAAGAGUGAACCUGUUGAUGUACCAGAAGAUCAUAUUCGUGAGAUAUCAGUGGAUAAUAAAGAUCAAAAUGGGGUAAUAGAAAGUGAAGCUGGCAUUAGGCCAGAGUCUGAGUCCAUUGAAACUGAUGCUCAAGACAAUGAACAGAAGGCUGUUCCGGGUAAUAUGCAUGCUCAAGAGUAUCAGGUUGGGGACGAGGCAGAGGAAAAGUUAUGUAUUUCUUCUGCCAAUCGCAAAGACGUUGAGACCAUUGAACCGAAGAUGGUAGAUGUUGAAUCUAUGCAAGGUGAUAAUAUUGAAGCUGGCAUUAGGCCAGACUCUGAGUCCAUUGAAACUGAUGCUCGUGACAAUGAACAGAAAGCUGUUCCGGGUAAUAUGCAUGCUCAAGAGUAUCAGGUUGGGGACGAAGCGGAGGAAAAGUUAUGUAUUUCUUCUGCCAAUCCCAAAGACGUUGAGACCAUUGAACCGAAGAUGGUAGAUGUUGAAUCUACGCAAGGUGAUAAUAUUGAAACUCAGCAUGUGGGUCAGAAAGAAAUAAAUCAUACUUCGGUUUCGGGUACUUCAGAUUCUGAUCAUGCUAAAGAAAGUGCUGGAAUUGAAACUAACUUGCAUGCUGUCGAUGAUUCCAACCUCGUCAAGGAGAUAGCAGAAGUUAACCCUCAAUCCAGCUCACCAGAGUUAUCAGCAAAAGGUUCUAGUCAUUCUCAGCCAAAUCUUACCAAUGAUAGUGCUGAAGUGUCUGGUAAAAUUAACGAAAGACCUGAACAGGUUGGAAAGGAAGAUGAAAAACCUGAAGUAUCUUUGUUGGGGAAUAAAGAUGAACAGCAGGAAGCAUCUUUGUCUGGAAAUAAACAACAGGAAGUCAGACCAAGUAUCGAUAUCUUAUCAUCUGCUGGAAAUUCUUCCACAGCCGACUUUUCACCUGCUCGUCCAGCCAACUUUGAGGAUGCUUCUAAGGUACAGGAACCUGUAACUCGGGAUGAUACAGCAAUUGCAGCUCAGGAGCCUAAACCUGCAGCAGACAAGUCCUUCUCUGCCAAAUCUGUAGCUAACCAUUCGUCUGGAGUUGGGCAUAAUAGUCCGCUGUCAGAACCUACUCCUCAAAAUAUGAAACAUGGGUCCGCAACUGAUACUUCAUCUACAAACAGUAACUCUGCAACUCCCACUCGUCCUGCUGGUCUUGGCCGUGCUGCACCACUAUUAGAACCCAGCUCUCGGGUAGUGCAGCAGCCCCGGGCAAAUGGAGCUGCUUCUGCUACGCAGAACCAACUUGUUGAGGAUCCCACGAAUGGGGAAACUGAAGAGUAUGAUGAGACUCGUGAAAAGCUCCAGAUGAUUCGUGUCAAAUUUCUACGUCUUGCACGUAGACUUGGUCAGACUCCACAUAAUGUUGUUGUGGCUCAGGUCUUAUAUAGAUUGGGCUUGGCCGAACAGCUCCAUGGGAGAAGUGGGGGACGUGGUGCUACGUUUAGCUUUGAUCGUGCGAGUGCAAUGGCCGAGCAGCUUGAAGCAGGUGGACAAGAGCCCCUGGAUUUUACAUGUACAAUCAUGGUUCUUGGGAAAUCAGGAGUUGGCAAAAGCGCAACUCUUAAUUCCAUAUUUGAUGAGGUAUUUUUUGGUACCGAUGCUUUUGAGUUGGGCACGAAGAAGGUUCAAGAUAUUGUUGGGACUGUGCAAGGAAUCAGGGUGCGUGUGAUCGAUACACCUGGACUUCUGCCUUCUUGGUCAGACCAACGUGAAAAUGAAAGAAUCCUUCGUUCGGUUAAAAAUUUUAUCAAGAAAACACCCCCUGAUAUUGUUUUGUAUCUGGAUAGGUUGGAUAUGCAAAGCAGAGAUUUUGGUGAUAUGCCAUUGCUGCGGACAAUCACUGAAACAUUUGGACCGUCUAUCUGGUUCAAUGCCAUUGUUGUACUGACUCACGCUGCAUCUGCUCCGCCUGAAGGGCCCAAUGGCACUGCAACGAGUUAUGAUAUGUUUGUGACGCAGAGGUCGCAUGUUGUUCAGCAAGCUGUACGUCAAGCUGCUGGAGAUAUGCGGCUAAUGAAUCCCGUUUCUUUGGUGGAAAACCACUCAGCUUGCAGGACUAACCGAGCCGGGCAGAGGGUGUUGCCUAAUGGUCAGGUCUGGAAGCCACACUUGUUGCUUCUGUCAUUCGCUUCAAAAAUUCUUGCUGAAGCAAAUACUCUCCUGAAGUUACAAGAUACGCCUCCUGGGAGGCCUUUCGCCCAGCGAACAAGAUCGCCUCCAUUACCGUUUCUUCUUUCAUCUAUUCUCCAAUCAAGACCUGAAGUUAAACUUCCAUCCGAGCAAUUUGGUGAUGGAGAUGAUGACGAUAUAGAUGAUGGUUUAGAUGAAUGCUCAGACGAAGAAGAAAAUUCGGAAUACGAUGAAUUGCCUCCAUUCAAACCGUUGUCUAAAGCUCAGCUGGACAAGCUUAGUAAGGUGCAAAGAAAGGCAUACUAUGAUGAAUUGGAAUAUCGAGAGAAACUUUUCAUGAAGCAGCAGCUCAAGGAAGAGAGGAAGCGGCGGAAGAUGAUGAAGAAAUUGCAGGAAGAAGCUAAGAAUAUGCCUUCUGAUUAUGGCGACAAUGGCGAAGAAGAGACCUCUGCUGCUGCAUCUGUACCCGUUCCUAUGCCUGACUUGGCCUUACCCGCUUCAUUUGAUUCUGAUAAUCCGACUCAUAGGUAUCGUUCUCUUGAUUCCUCGAACCCCUGGCUUGUGAGGGCUGUCCUAGAACCCAAUGGUUGGGAUCACGACAUCGGAUACGAUGGCAUAAAUGUCGAGAGAUUAUUCGUGGUCAAGGAGAAGGUCCCAAUAUCUUUCUCUGGUCACAUUUCAAAGGAUAAAAAGGACGCGAACCUUCAAAUGGAAUUUGCAUGCUCAGUGAAGCAUGGAAAAGGAAAAGCAACAUCUCUAGGGUUCGAUAUGCAAUCUCUUGGGAAGGACUAUGCUUAUACUCUACGAAGUGAGACGAGGUUCAGCAACCACAGAAUAAAUAAGGCAACUGCUGGUAUCUCCGCUACGGUUUUGGGUGAUGUUGUAACUGGUGGACUGAAGUUGGAAGAUAAAUUGAUAAUCGGGAAGCGCGGGCAGAUUGUUGUGUCUGGGGGUGGUAUUUAUGGUCGAGGGGAGGUCGCCUAUGGUGGUAGUUUGGAGGCAACCCUGAGGGACAAAGAUCAUCCAUUGGGACGAUUUUUAUCAACCUUUGGACUUUCGGUCAUGGAUUGGCAUGGAGAUGUUGCUAUCGGGUGCAAUUCCCAGACACAGAUCCCUAUUGGCCGGCAUUCAAAUUUGUUUUGUCGUUUCAAUAUCAAUAACAAGGGCUCAGGACAGUUUAGCUUCAAGGUCAACAGUACGGAGCAGCUGCAGAUAGUAUUAGUCGCCCUAGUCCCAUUGGCGAAAAAGAUAUUGGGCUAUUCUCAACAAUCACAGUACGCGUAAGGAUGAAAGCGGUUAGACGAAGAUAGCAACUCUCAUGGCUUCCACAUUGCAAGAUCAGCAGGCGACAUAGGUAGGUAGAAGAAAUCGAUACAGAAUCGAACCGGGAAGUCGCCUUUGGCUCUGGCUCAAGAAGCUGUGCUUGUUCUGAGCAGAAAGACUCCUCAUUCUUAGGUUACUUUGAAGAACUUAGCUUUUCAUUAAUGGUGUAUUGUUUUGGGAUUUGUUCUAGUUCAGAAUUUUGUAGCUGUUUCGACUAAAUGAGGAUAUGUUUUAUGUGUGAUGAGCUUGA
Messenger RNA from Salvia hispanica, 4689 nucleotides. NCBI's taxonomy places the organism in Eukaryota, Viridiplantae, Streptophyta, Magnoliopsida, Lamiales, Lamiaceae. The record is from RefSeq and is a predicted model, not a curated record.